Molecule: messenger RNA, 327 nt
Organism: Encephalitozoon cuniculi GB-M1
Lineage: Eukaryota; Fungi; Microsporidia; Unikaryonidae
Product: ribosomal 60S subunit protein L30
Exons: 1
Coding region: 1-327 (108 amino acids)
Cellular component (GO): cytosolic large ribosomal subunit
Molecular function (GO): structural constituent of ribosome; RNA binding
Source: RefSeq, marked provisional
AUGAGGGGAAAGAGUAACAAAGGCGAUAAUGUCACGUCUUCGCUUUUGCUGGCAAUGCGAACAGGAAAAUAUAUUGUCGGGUUUAAGCGGGCCAUCAAGUCUGUGAUUAUGAAGAAGGCCAAGUGCCUUGUUAUUUCGUCGAACUUUCCAUCUACAAAGAGGAAACUGCUUGAGUACUACAGCGUCUUGGCUGGAGGACUUCCGAUUAUUUUCCACAGUGCCAAUAACGAGGAGCUGGGAAGCAUCACCGAAAGAGGCCAUAGACUGGGAUGCAUCUCCAUUAUUGACCAGGGUGAGGCUGAGCUGAUACCUGCUAAGGGAGAAUAA